UGUGCGUGUAGCGACCCUGGAUGGUGGCCUGCGAGGGCCAUUUUUGGUUUUGACGUCGUGCUUUUAGCUUAGAGCUACAUUUACAAGGCUGUGGUUUCGAAAAUGCGUAAGACGUGCGCCUGACAAGAGCAAAGCUGCAGGAAAAUGGACAGUGAGGUGCAGCGGGACGGAAGGAUCUUGGAUUUGAUUGAUGACGCUUGGCGGGAAGACAAGCUGCCAUAUGAGGACGUCGCGAUUCCACUGAGUGAGCUUCCGGAGCCUGAGCAGGACAACGGGGGCACCACAGAGUCUGUGAAAGAACAGGAGAUGAAGUGGACGGACCUGGCCCUACAGUGCCUCCACGAGAACGUCCCACCCGCUGGAAACUGAUGCUGGCUUUCUUUCCCAUGGAUAGAGUUCUCAAACC
Molecule: messenger RNA, 406 nt
Organism: Acomys russatus (golden spiny mouse)
Lineage: Eukaryota; Metazoa; Chordata; Mammalia; Rodentia; Muridae
Gene: Anapc13
Product: anaphase promoting complex subunit 13
Exons: 3
Coding region: 145-369 (74 amino acids)
Biological process (GO): protein K11-linked ubiquitination
Cellular component (GO): anaphase-promoting complex
Source: RefSeq, a predicted model, not a curated record